UAUAUAUAUAUAUAUAUAUAUAUAACAUUUGAAAUUUGAAUUUCGUAAGCAUGUACUGCAUCGUUUAGAGUUGUGCAGUAUAAACUUUGAAAGAAUUGUUUAGAAGAUGUAUUCUUCUAGAAACUGGUUAAAAAAUUUAUUCUAAUAUAUUGGAGAUUUUUUUUUUUAAAUAUUGACAAAAAAAGGAAUAUACUAUAAAAAGAAAGAAAGAAUCUUUAUUCUAUCUAUUCCUUUCGUUUCUCUCUUUCUACUUUGCUCUCGAUUUUUCUCUUUCUACGUUACCUAUUGUUUAAACCGGAAUUUAAGAGAAACGUACAAAUAUAUCGAGAAAAGGGAAACGAAAUGAUAAACGAUUUAGAUUUGUUUCUCUUCAGCAUUGUUAUCUCUUUAUUUUUCUUUUUUGUUCCCUUCUAUCAUUUAUCAUUUCGAAAGGAAUGAUAAUUAUAUUUCUAUAAUUAAUUUUCGAAUAAAGAUGUAGAUGACGCUCUUUUUGCAGAAAAAUGCAUUGAUAUAUACAGUAUUAUAUACAGUAUAUAUACUAAAUACACAAUAUAUGUAUAUACAUUACAAAUUAAUAACAAAGAAUAAACCGAAAUGGCUAAUUCAUAAAUGUUAAUAACGGCAUAUUGAAAAAAAGCUAGCUACUUUUUGUUUUAUUAAAUUCUUUUCCUAUAACAAUUAGUUCCUGUUAGAACAACUGUAUUUGAACGAACGAAACUAAUAUCCGAUAGAUGGUGCUAUUAUCACUAGCAGACAAGAAAACGGAAAGCGUCGCUUUAAUAUCGAUUAAGGAAUGUAAUGGAGCAAAAGAGAACAAAAAAGUACCUGCAGACGAGGCUAUAGAACCAAUAGAUAUGUAUCGCGGUUUAUUAAAAGCGAAACGUUCGGCUCAUCAUGAAGCUGUAAAGCAUAUUGUUGGAAUAUCAAAAUCUGAAAAACAGUAUGAAAUGAUACAAAUUAUAUUUGACAAACUUUUUUCGGUAACUAAAGAAAGUCAAGUGCAAUUAAUGUCGAGUGGAUUUAUUCCCGGCGAUGAUAUUCCACAGAAUUUUACAGUUAGAGAAUUCUUAUCAACUGUUUUAGAAAAUACAGCAUUCUUAUCCGAAAUAGUUUUAAGAUUUCCAGAUAUUUGUGGAAGGUUAUUAAAUCAAAAAAAUGAAUGGCUUGUACUCACAAAAUGGGCUGUUAAUUUUUCUAAUGCAACUGGAAUUUAUGAUAAACCCGAAUUAAUGCUAAUGGAUUUAGUGUCUCAAGAACUUCGUUUUGUGGAGCCCAGGGAAAAUUAUAUCAAUCCUUUUAAAGAAGAUACAAUCAAAUUAAAAGAAAUGCAAAAGAAAAUGGAAAAAGACAAAAAGAAGAAAGCUAGGGAAGAAAAGAAAAAGAAGAGAGGACCAAGAUUAAGCAAAGUUGAUUUGUAAUAGUUGAUAAUGUUUUAUUAUUCAAUCUUGAUUUUUGGCUUUUUACAACUUUAAAGAAAAAAAAGUGCCAAACUUUUUUUUAUCUUUUUUUUUUUAAAAAAACAAAAGUUUGGAUUCAAUGUUUUUUCUAAUAAAGUUAAUUUUAAUAAAUGAAAUUUAAGUAGAUUGUAAAUUUUCUUUUAAAAUUUGUUAAAUACUUUCACUACUUGUCGUUCUCUUUUUAUUGAAACAUGUAUGAAC
This is a messenger RNA of Dimorphilus gyrociliatus, 1658 nucleotides long. Lineage: Eukaryota; Metazoa; Annelida; Polychaeta; Dinophilidae. The record is from the annotation of a GenBank genome assembly.